This is a messenger RNA of Nicotiana tabacum (common tobacco), 1235 nucleotides long. Lineage: Eukaryota; Viridiplantae; Streptophyta; Magnoliopsida; Solanales; Solanaceae. The record is from RefSeq and is a predicted model, not a curated record.
CAUCACAACAUUUUGACCGGCCUCCCUGUACUGAGAAAAGUAUAAGACGUGUCCGAUUCAUUAAACCCCACAUUACUUGGUCAGAUAAAACCCCAUUAAUUACGUACAUCUUCUUCCUCGCCUUUGCCGCUGUUAUCUUUUUCUCUCUCGCACCAUGUCUCCUUCAUCUUCUUCUUCGUCUUCCCAACAAAGAACUAUGCGUAUAGGCAUAAUUGGAUUUGGUCCUUUCGCACAGUUUUUGACCAAAACCAUGAUAAAACAAGGCCAUAUAAUCAGGGCUACUUCUAGAUCAGAUUAUUCAGACUUGUGCGCAAAUUUGGGUAUCCUAUUCUUCAGGGAUAUGGGUGCAUUUCUUGAAUCAGACAAUGAGGUUAUUAUAAUUAGCACGUCGAUACUGUCUCUAUCACGAGUUGUAGAGUCCAUACCAUUCCAUUGUCUCAAGCGGCCUACACUUUUCGUUGAUGUACUCUCAGUUAAAGAACACCCAAAAGAUGUCCUUUUGCGAAUAUUGCCCGAGGAGUGCGACUUGCUGUGUACUCACCCAAUGUUUGGACCACAAAGUGGAAAAGAUGGAUGGACUGAUUUGACUUUUAUGUACGACAUGAUUCGAAUUAGAGAUAAAUCUCUGUGUUCCAGUUUUCUGCAAAUAUUCUCAAGUGAGGGGUGCAAAAUGCUGGAAAUGACUUGUGAAGAGCAUGACAAAUUGGCUGCUCGAAGUCAAUUUCUGACUCACACAAUUGGCAGGAUCUUAUCCGAAAUGGAGGUUGAACCCACCCCCAUAGACACGAAGGGAUUUCAGAAACUUGUUCAAGUGAAGGAGAGCUCAGUUAGAGAUAGUUUUGAUCUAUUCAGCGGGCUAUUCAUACACAAUAGGUUUGCCAGGCAACAGGUGCAGAUGAAAAAUUUAGAAGUAGCAGUGGAGAAAACUAAACAGAAGCUUGAAGAGAGGUCGAAGGAGCUGCAGGAUCCUAUCAUAUCUAAGUUCUAGUCUGCUGAAGGAUGCUAAUGAAUGGGAACUUUAUAACUCGCUUUCUUGGUCUUGUAAUGUUUCAUUUGUUGUAUCAUUAAGAUGAUUUUGGUUGCAUUGUUUACUAAAACAUUUCGUGAGAACUCAGUUUCGACAAUGUACUUCAAAAACGAAAGGCAUUUGGUUAAAAACUGACAAUAAAAAUGUUUCAUUGCCUUGUAUCAAGAUUAUCUUUGUUUGCAACUUUUACUAAAACAUUUCUUGAGAA